AUGAGCUCGCAAGGAGUCACCCGCAAGAGACCUGCGCCGGGAACAGUGCCACCUCCUCAGAUGAACCCGGUACCGAAUUUUGCGCCCGCCGGGGACCCUGCCUCUCAGCUUUCGAACGAUCAAUUCCUACAAUGGGGCCAGAAUCCCCCCGCUAAUGCCGUCAACGCCUCCGCCUUCUCCGAUGCCUCGUACAAAUCCGCCGGUUUUGCGCCAGACGUGUCCGCGCCGGCUGCGACACCAUCUAAUCAACUGGCCCGCCGACAAGCGAACCAGGUAGUCAGCCGAAACCGUGGCUACGAACAUCCUCCCGCUUCAUAUGUGGAAAAUGGGGGAAACAAUGGUAGUGGUGAAGGCGGCGCAUGGAGCGAAUCUCUAGAGGAGCUCUACAGCAGGGCCUUGACCGCGAAGAGAGAUGCACAGGCCAAGCGAAAGCAAAUCCCGCCAUUUGUACAGAAAUUAAGCAGUUUCUUGGAUGAAUCCAAAAACACAGAAUUGAUUCGAUGGUCUGACGAUGGGAAUUCCUUUGUUGUUCUGGACGAGGAUGAAUUUGCGAGAACUUUGAUUCCGGAGCUUUUCAAGCACAAUAACUACGCCUCAUUUGUCCGACAGCUGAAUAUGUACGGCUUUCACAAAAAGGUCGGGCUAUCCGACAAUUCCAUGCGCGCCAGUGAACGGAAAAAUAAGAGCCCCAGUGAAUACGCCAACCCUUAUUUCAAGCGAGGCCAUCCGGACUUGCUCUGGCUCAUCCAGAAGCCAAAGAAUGCUGGAAGUGGCCAUGCGAGCAAACCCAGCAAGGGAAGCACGCGUGUGAAGACAGAGGAUGUUGAUGAUAAUGACCUGGAUGAUUAUGCCGAAGAAGGUGCAGCGACUGCUCGGGACACCCGUGCCGCCCGGCCACAGCAGCUAUCAUUACUCACGGAUAGCUCUGUGCCGAAGGAUAAACUCUCUGGGGUAUAUCGCGAACUCCAGGCUAUUCGUCAACAACAGUCCAUAAUCUCAACCACAAUCACCAGGCUGCGGAAAGAACACGAGCAGCUUUACGCGCAGGCGGCCAACUUCCAGGAGCAACACACUCGCCAUGAAAACUCCAUCAACGCCAUCCUUACGUUCCUUGCCACUGUAUACAACCGCAGCUUGCAGGGCGAGGGUGGACCACAAAAUCUGGCGAAUUCAUUUGCAGGUGCCAUCUCGCAGGACCAAGGAAACAUUGUGGAUGUUGAUGAUGACUACCUAACCAAUGCUCUGGGGCCAAUGACUAGCCCCAACACAAGGACGAUGAAAAGACAGCCACUACUUUUGAAAGCUCCGCCUGCAGCGGAUGGGUAUACCCGGGGCCCCACGGUUUCACCAUCAGCCAGUGGCUCCUAUGACGGACGGUCUCGCAGUACUCGACAACCUAGCGCCACCCAACCCGGCCACGUGGAAGAGGUUUUUGAUCACAGUCCGCGGACCAGUGUUUCAAGCCAUCGUCCUGGACAGCGGACAGACGAGGCUACUCCUCAGCGUGAUAUCAUGUCUGUAAUCCAGAACUCCAACGCACGCAAUGGGCUCUCGACCAACUUCACCGAGUUUCCCAAUGUGCUGUCUUCCCUCGAAAACCAUGGUGGGAAUGUUCCUCUUACAGCAAACCAACGCGCCGAUAUGCUUCGACUUAUGGCCCAUGAGACCAACUCAUCCGAACCCGAUGCUGGCGUCCCACCCAAUAAUGCGCUCAUCUCUCCGAGUCCACCUCCGAUGCCGCACAACUAUUCAGGCAGGUUAGCCAGCACCCGACAAGAAAUCGACAACUUAGUCAAAAUGCAAGCCGAACAGGAUCGUUCCGUGCAGAACUUGACCAGUCUUCUUCAGCCGCUGAGCCCGAAUGGUACCAUUCCGGGUCUCGACAGUGAAGGAAAUGUGCCCCCUCCUCCGCUUGAUCUCGACCAAAUCUUCAACAAUGACUAUUUUACCGACAUUGGAGAUGCGGGCUCUGAUGUGAAGAGACAUGUUGAGGAUCCCCUAAGCCAUCUAGGGGCAGACUCGAAUGUACAGAAUCCUGUGGGAGCCAUGCAAGGCGACGAUGGGAACAGCAAUGACUUAUUUGACUUUGACCACAUCCCUGCCGAGCCUGAUCUCUUUGAAGCCCCUCAGCAUGGUCAAGGUGAACCCACCUACAACUAUGGGUUUGACGGUGCCGGCUACGAUGAUCCCGGCCGUGUGAUUGAGCAAUUGACGGACAGUGAAGCCACUAGUCCCGCAACCACGGACAACCUCGGUGAAGCUGUGGAUGACGGUGGCAGUGCGACAAAACGACGUCGCAAGGCAUGA
Messenger RNA from Penicillium bovifimosum, 2307 nucleotides. RefSeq lists its product as uncharacterized. Gene Ontology annotation, biological process: regulation of DNA-templated transcription. NCBI's taxonomy places the organism in Eukaryota, Fungi, Ascomycota, Eurotiomycetes, Eurotiales, Aspergillaceae. The record is from RefSeq and is a predicted model, not a curated record. Gene Ontology annotation, molecular function: DNA-binding transcription factor activity; sequence-specific DNA binding. Bases 1 to 2307 code for a protein of 768 amino acids. The transcript has 2 exons.